AUGUUGUUUAGGGUUUGUUCUGAUAAUAGGUUGUUUCCAGAGGCGGUUAGGGUUUUUGAUUAUGUGGAGGAAAAGGGGUUCGUGAUAGAGGAGAGGUCUUGUUUUGUGCUUUUGCUUGCUUUGAAGAGAUGUGGUGAGAUUGAGUUGUGUCUUAGAUUCUUCCGCCGGAUGGUUGAGUCUAAUGGAAUUGAAAUUAGGGUUCAGUCUUUGACACUUGUGAUUGAUGGCUUGUGUAAGAGAGGAGAGGUUGAGAAAGCUAAGGAGUUGAUGGAUGAGAUGGUCACUAAAAGCAUUGUGAAACCGACUGUGUUUACUUACAAUACGUUGUUGAAUGCGUAUGUUGGAAGAAAGGAUCGAAGUGGAGUUGGUGAGAUACUGAGGUUGAUGGAGAAGGAGCCGGUUGUUUUUAGUGUGGCGACUUAUAGUAUUUUGAUUCAGUGGUAUUCUAGUUCUGGUGAUAUUGGGGAAGUGGAGAAGAUAUUCGAGGAAAUGCGUGAAAGAAAAAUAGAAAUUGAUGUUUAUGUUUAUUCGUCCAUGAUAAGUUGGAAUUGUAGUUUGCAUGUUUUGUUAUUUACAAUUCUACUCUCCUCUUUCUCUUUUGAUGUGUCAAAACAGGUAACGAUGUUUAAGAAGAAUUACGACCAUCUUCCAAAGGACACAUAUUUUGGCACAUACAAAGAUUCUGUGCGCGGAAAUCCGAACUAUUUCCUGACUUACGGAAAUGGAAAAUCAGUUGCACGGGUACAAGAUCACCUUCGGCCUAACGGUGCACACAGAUGGCACAAUUAUAUGAAAACCCCAAAUGAAAUCAAAUUGGAAGAAGCUGCUGUUUUACAUUACACAUACGCCAAAUUCUCUGAUUUAACUUCUAGACGUGAUCGUUGUGGUUGCAAACCUACCAAAGAAGAUGUCAAAAGAUGCUUCAUGUUGGAAUUUGACAGAUCUGCAUUCAUCAUUGCUUCAACAGCAACUGAAGAAGAAAUGUUGAAGUGGUAUAAUGAGCAUGUUGUGUGGGGUGAUAAAGAGUUGAAGAUAAAACUGUUGAGGAAAGGAAUAUUGACCCGCAUAUACGCUCCCACGGUCAUAAUACAAAGUUUGAGGGAAUCCGGAGUAUUCAGCUCCAUCAUUGCAUCGGCGCCAACACUUUCCAAAGACAAGUUUUUGCAUUCAAUUGAUAGUAGCAAUUCAACAAGAGCUGUUGCCUCUAUAUUCCACUCAUCCAGAAAAGUUGGAAGAAUCAAAGAAUCUCAAGCAACUGCAAGGAGGAUUCUGGAUCUUGAAUCUUCUGUAUUUCAAGAAUCGGCCGUACCACCGGAGUCUCCUCCGGGUGUAGUAGAAGAUAGUAACCUCAUUUCACACUCAUGA
Vicia faba (fava bean) is the source of this 1365-nucleotide messenger RNA. NCBI's taxonomy places the organism in Eukaryota, Viridiplantae, Streptophyta, Magnoliopsida, Fabales, Fabaceae. The record is from the annotation of a GenBank genome assembly.